AGAAACGCUUGAAGAGGACUUGCUGCGUGGCACAUGAUCCAGACGCUCCGGUGCCACGUCAACUAGUGCAACAUAGUCUCUAUGGUGAAGAAUAGAUGCAGCAACCAGACAUGCGUAAAUCAGCAUCCUUGCACAAUGACCAGCACUUCCAUUAUGUUCCCGUCUUCAACGUACAUAGGUUUUCUCAAUGGAACUUAUAUCUUUCUUGCCACAAUGGUGGUCUUGGUUUAUGACUUUCUGACCCAUCUUAGCAACGAGAUUGACUAUUGGGCAAGCCAAAAAAUGUCGUUCACAAAAGUAUUAUACGUGUUAUGCCGUGCACCCUCCCUUAUCACAUGCUGCGUCCGAAUCCCGAUUGUUUUCAUCCCUAUCAUGGAGAAACUCGAUAAAAUGGUGAGUCAGCGUCAAUAUUCUACAUGCCUAUUGUAGAAUUCGUUCAGGAAUGCACGAUCAUUGAUCAGAUUGAUCUCUGUAUGUGCUAUUUCGUAUUCUUAUGACCGGCGCUGAAGUACUUCCGCUUGAAACCUCAUUAUCUAGGGAUGCUUAUUAUGGCGCUCGUGUGUGCUGAGUGUGAGACCCCCAUACUAAAUUCCAUUU
Suillus paluster is the source of this 597-nucleotide messenger RNA. RefSeq lists its product as uncharacterized. NCBI's taxonomy places the organism in Eukaryota, Fungi, Basidiomycota, Agaricomycetes, Boletales, Suillaceae. The coding region runs from base 82 to 429 and encodes 115 amino acids. The transcript has 7 exons. The record is from RefSeq and is a predicted model, not a curated record.